UAAAUGUCAAGAGGUUCUAUAUUCAUCAGCGAGAGCGAUUGCGAAUUGUUCUGCAACAACGCAGCCGACGAGUGUCAAAGCUAACGGAUUGCUUUAACGCAGGUUUGCCGAACAAGAAUCAAGACGUGGUGGAUUCACAAAUUGACCGAGCAACCUGUGUCAUCUUGCGUGGCUCAUUACUCCUUGUGUUGUUUUUUCCGGUACGGAACACAUCUCUCCUCCUUCCCGCUUCUGUCUCUUUCUCUCUUUCACACCAUACGUCUGACAAGUGACAACGUCAGAAAAGAGUAGUUUACUUUCAAAUUAAAGUGAAUUCGAUGCACCGUAAUACACGACAAAUGUGUGCAAGUGGUUAUGUUUAACUAUAAUUAUAUCAGCGAUGAAGAAAUGGAAUCUAGCAGCGAGGAAAGCGACAGCACCGGUCGUCGCGUAAGAGUUUUAGUCUCACAAUUUAACCACAAAUUUUGAAGUUAAGAGGAACUGCAGACUAUCUAGACGUGUCGGACGAUAGUUCAGAUUCGUUCAGUAUGGAUGAAAUACCAGUGCCUAUAAACAAUACAUUUGAUGUAACAUUACCAGCAACCCACUCGUACCUGGGACCGAAUUUGGAGGAAUUGAGAGGGAGAACAAUACUGGAUGAUGGCAUUUAUAUGAAUUUACCACUACUGAUAAAGCAAACCGUGCUAUUUCCUGGACAAACUUUGCCAAUGACAAUCUUCAACCUGCAUAUUGUUGACAUUCUGAAAAACUGCAUAAAAAAUGAUCGUACUUUUGGUUGUGUAUGUUAUGGUAAUCCUGUCAUACAGAUAGGAACAACUGCUGAGAUAUACGAGUACAGAGAGGGAACUGGGAGAAAUGGUUUUCAUUUGAAAGCCAAGGGCAGACAACGGUUCAAAAUACUACGUAUUGUUUCACCGGAACAUCAUAAAAUUUCGGCCAAUGUUAAAGUGUUACCAGAGAUAACACUUGGGCCACCAUUCUGGGACCAACGCUUGGCCUCAUUAGAUCGUUUGAGAGUUCAUCCUGAUUUGGAGGAGAACAUAAAAAAGCAAGAGAGAAUAGAAAAUCUGGAUGCAAUGAUAACUCCUUGGCCAGCUUGGAUCUACAGGCAAUAUGAUCCUGCAAGACUUUCCACGAAGAUACGUCAUCAUUUGCAGUUUCUUGAAAUUAGAGGAGGUAACGUACCUAAAGAUCCUGUCGGUUUGUCUUUCUGGGUCGCAGAGAAUAUUCUGAUAGAUCACGACGAAAGACUUGAAUUACUACGUCACGAUUGUGCUAUUACUCGUUUGCAACGAGAAUUAAAGUAUCUCUUAGAGGAUAAGAUCUACGUGUGCAUUCAAUGCGAGACUUUCAUCGGUAGGCAGUCACAUAUGUUCCCAAUGAACAGAGAAGGCCCGCAGGGUACUUACGUUAAUCCUGAGGGUAUUAUACACGAAACUAUAACCUUUUAUCAUGUUCAAGGAGUGGCGCUUAGUGGCUCUUCACCUUCGACUAAUUACAGUUGGUUCCCAGGUUAUGCCUGGACAGUAGCGCUUUGCAAACGUUGCCGUCGUCACGUCGGUUGGAAGUUCACCGCGACAAAUAGCGAUUUAAGACCAAAAGUUUUCUGGGGCGUGACACGCGGAAGUUUGAAAGACAAGGACUUGAAAUUGAAGAAGCAGGAAUAAAGAUGAUCCAUGUACAAAUAAUCUAUAUAGACAAGGAUAGCUGUUAUAUUAUCAGUAGUCGUAUAAGUUACAAUACAGAAGAUUUGUUUAUGUUCAAGCUGUCAGUUAAUGCUAUUGCAGAUUGAGAUUGACUCUAACUCCAUUAUUAAUUGUUUUAUUAUAAAAUCUUUUUUAAUGCAGACUACAAAACUAAAAGAUAACGUAUUUUGAUUGUCAUUUUUAUACUAAUUGUUUUGUCGAUAUGUAUAAUAGAAUUGGUUAACAUACAAUAUCUGUUGAAAGUGUU
Messenger RNA from Odontomachus brunneus, 1953 nucleotides. It is a transcript of the gene ohgt, whose product is annotated as protein cereblon. The transcript has 8 exons. The record is from RefSeq and is a predicted model, not a curated record. NCBI's taxonomy places the organism in Eukaryota, Metazoa, Arthropoda, Insecta, Hymenoptera, Formicidae. The coding region runs from base 528 to 1667 and encodes 379 amino acids.